UAUCUCUUCCCAGAACUUCGGCAACAGAUUCAGGCUGCCAUGUGAUAUUCGACGCACUAAGUUGGAUCAAUGUCGCCGUGACUGCAAUAUUAGGCCUCAUCAUGAUCGCUCGGCUAUAUGCCCUGCAUCAACAAUCCAGAAAGUGCUGAUAUCUCUCAGUGUCAUUUUCUUGGUAGUCAACAUUGCUGACGGAGUGACCGCUGCAAUGGUUACGAGACGUGUUUCGUCGGAAGUGUUCAUUCUCUUUGGCAUCACUCAGUGCGCCUCUGACUUUCAAGAAGGCUCGGAUGAUCUCCUUCUGGCUUGGAUGACCUGGAUUCUCCCCGCUGUAUGGGAGGCCCUCGCACUAUGUCUUGCAGUCCGGAUCGCUUUCAAACACCUCCGUGAGCUGCAGCGACCAUUGACAGGAUGGCUUAAUGCCGGAGAUUGUUUCGCAGUGUUAACAAAAACUCAUGUAAUUUACUUCGCGAGUUUUGUUGCUGUGUCUGGCUUCAUCCUCCCUUAUGUGUCUCAAACGGCCAUAGCGAACACAAUUAUCGCUGAACAUCAGAUUUAUCUUGGUUUAGCUCAAACUUUCAUAGUCACGGUGAUGUGUGCUGGGACCACGCCUGAUUCUUGGCGUUCGAGAAUAUCAUGCGAAGCUUGUGGCCAACUCCGAAGGAGGUCCCUGCAUGACUUGGAUUGCCUUUGAAGAGCGCUUGAAUGUGUCAACCAGCAUCAGUGUGUAGCAUAGAAAAUGCUUGCUGUGUUUGCCGCGUGCCGGGUUCUCUCAGGGAGGGAGGGAAGUUGUUUUUAUUCGAAGAUUUUGUCGUGGUACUCGUACUAUCUAUAUAUUGUACAUAUUUAUUGGUGUAAUCAAGGUUUCUGUCAGGCACUGUGACACGGCGUUGAAUCAGG
Molecule: messenger RNA, 897 nt
Organism: Suillus bovinus
Lineage: Eukaryota; Fungi; Basidiomycota; Agaricomycetes; Boletales; Suillaceae
Exons: 7
Coding region: 206-691 (161 amino acids)
Source: RefSeq, a predicted model, not a curated record